AUGCAUUCCAUCUGCUGGAUUCUUCCUGCGACAGACACACCCGAGCGUCGCCUUUGUUUCCUGCGAGAUAUGCUGCAUCGCCAGACCUUAGAUACGCAUCUGUUCGUGACAGAUUGCCUAGAUUGGAGGCCCUUCUUCCCCACCGCGACAAUUACGCACAUCCUCCAACAGUAUUGCGUUUACUUUCACCACGAGCGUGUCCUCCUCGGCGCCACACCUGAAGGUUUUCUGAGUGUCGUACUCCGCACCGGAGGUGUUCGACUUGGAACUUCUGCCAAUGAGGAGAUGCUCCGCGAAAUCUUCACAAUUGUAUAUGCGGCGUGGCUUAAUCAGCCAUCCAACACCACAACGACCCAGAGCGAAGGCGAGAUCGCCGUGGUGAGAUACAUGGCUGAUGCUGAUGUCUCCAAUUCGGUGUACCCAUCGUGGCUGAGAAAGCCAUACGACGAUUUACCAACGAUACUAAGCGAGGAUGAUAUUGCAUUGCGUAGCAACAUCCACGCCCAGGAGAUUGUGGCAAACGCAGCACCGCGGGCGAUGUGGGAUGCGCCCCUGCCUUUGGCCGAUGGCGCGCCGAGAAGUCCUUGGUUCCUUUGUUGGGACGAUCGGCACGAGGAGGCGACUAAGCUUCUAACGUACCUCGUCGGCGAACCGGUCGUGACGUUCUUGGACGAAUAUCUUCUGGAUUUCCACCUGGGUAACUUCCACCGGUUGCACUUGCUGUGCACAGUCGACAUUCGCGCAUACAUCCGCCAUGUUCUAGUCCUCGGAUAUGUGCCAACACCUGGCUUCGAAAGACGCCCGGAGGUUCUGAUCAACUGUUUCCAACGAUACUACCAGCGUUGGUCGGGCCUUACGGCGCCUUCUGUUCAGUUGACGCCAUCGGCUACGCCUGACAUGAGCUUGCCGUUCUCAUUCAUGGUCGAGGAGUGCUUGGACCGGCAUGGGCGCGGAGAAGGAUUGCUUUACCGCGAAGGGCGGGGACAGGGUGAUGCGUAG
Punctularia strigosozonata HHB-11173 SS5 is the source of this 999-nucleotide messenger RNA. RefSeq lists its product as uncharacterized. Lineage: Eukaryota; Fungi; Basidiomycota; Agaricomycetes; Corticiales; Punctulariaceae. The coding region runs from base 1 to 999 and encodes 332 amino acids. The transcript has 5 exons. The record is from RefSeq and is a predicted model, not a curated record.